Molecule: messenger RNA, 2252 nt
Organism: Mollisia scopiformis
Lineage: Eukaryota; Fungi; Ascomycota; Leotiomycetes; Helotiales; Mollisiaceae
Product: alcohol oxidase
Exons: 2
Coding region: 114-1952 (612 amino acids)
Molecular function (GO): oxidoreductase activity, acting on CH-OH group of donors; flavin adenine dinucleotide binding
Source: RefSeq, a predicted model, not a curated record
CUUCCCCUCUUUUGCGUAAUAAGUACGCCAUUAUAAUUUCGUUAUGCUUUCACGAUCUUUCAUCAAUUUCAUGUAGACCAUAACCCAAGUCCUUGAAAACCAGGACUGACAAGAUGGACAUUGCAAUGGGGUUUUCACGCUUGGAUUGGGUCCUAAUCUUUUUGGUCCCGUUAUUGCAACUUUCUGACGGGCUACUACACAAGGAGCAAACCCAAAUAACCAACAAUACCCACUUUGACUACAUUAUUCUAGGUGGGGGAACGGCGGGCAUUGUGGUUGCAUCGAGACUGUCUGAGGAUCCACACAUCACUGUUGCAGUCAUUGAAGCAGGAGAUUUCGAGAGAAACAAUCCCAACGUAACGACCAUCACUGAACUCGGCGUAGCACAAAAAACACGUGUUGAUUGGCAAUAUGAAAGUGCUCCCCUAAUUUUCGCAGACAAUCAAAGUCUUGAAUGGAGUGCUGGAAAGGGGCUUGGCGGCUCAAGUCUAAUCAAUGGAAUGACCUAUAUUCGCCCUGCCAGUUCCCAAAUGGAUCUCUGGCCUUCAAUAGGUCUGGAGCUGGAUUGGGCCAAGUUGUUUGCUUUCUCGAAGAAAGGAGAACAUUUCCAGCCUCCAUCAGCUUCCCUCACUGCUCUAGGCGCCUCUUACCAACCAUUUGAUCAUGACUUCCGUGGUCCGCUUAAAACAUGCAUUUCUCCACUAAUGACGAGUGGCAUUAUACACGAUAUCUUAAAUUCUACUUUCAAAAAUCUAGGAAUUCCUCCCAGGCAUGAAUUUGACGGCGGCGAGCUAAGAGGCUUUGGAACUCAAGCGUGCACCCAAGAUUCGGUUGCCGAGGUCAGGGAAGAUGCAGCUCGGGCGUACUACUAUCCUGUGAUGGAUCGCCAAAAUUUGGUUAUCAUGGUCAAUACAACAGCUACCAGGAUUUUAUGGUCCCCAGAAAACCCAGAAGGAAUCGCAAUUGCUUCCGCCGCCGAGGUUAGCAGCCAGAAUGGGGAUGUUUCGACGAUAUACGCGAACCGCGAAAUUAUUCUUUCAGCGGGCGCAUUCAGAAGCCCUGCAAUUCUAGAGAACUCUGGGAUCGGCAAUCCAUCAGUCCUGUCUCAGCAGUCCAUUGACGUUAAGGUUGAUCUUCCCUCAGUGGGCGAGAACUUCCAAGAUCAGACUGUGCUCUCCGUGUCCGCCGAGAUAACGCAGAACUUCACUGGCUUUCCCCCUUUCGUCGCACAUAUCUCGUUGCACGAUCUUUUUGGCUCGAACACCUCAUCCAUCUUCAAUUCGACUCUGGCCAAGAUACCAGGCUAUGCCGCAACGAUCGCGGCCCAGAAUGGAGGGGCAAGUAAUGCCUCUGUGCAACAACACCUCCUUGAAACCCAACUAUAUCUCCUUCUGAAGUCGAACACACCAGCCGUCGAGAUCGCGCCUAUCGUACUUAACAAUCUCAUUUUCCCCGUCUUCUGGCCUCUUCAGCCCUUCAGCAGAGGAAGUGUGCAUAUAAACAGCACAAACAGAACCAAACAGCCAUUGAUCGAUCCUAAAUUCUUUCAAUUCGACUUUGACGGACAGAUGGCGGUUGCAACAACAAAAUACGCUCGCAAUUUCCUUACAACCGCACCCCUCUCUGGAAUUGUCAAUGCAUCAACAAUCACUCCCAGCUUCGAACUCGUGCCCGAAGAUGCAAGUGACGAAGUCUGGCUGGAUUGGAUCAAAACGAAGUCUUCCUUUCAACCUAAUUUUCAUCACUUGGGAACAUGUGCAAUGUUGCCGAAGACGAGUGGCGGUGUUGUAGACAACGACUUCAAGGUGUACGGAACAGGUAAUGUCCGUGUGGUGGAUUUGAGCAUAGUUCCACUUCAAGUAGCGGGACACUCGACGUCACUGCUAUACGGUAUUGCAGAGUGGGCGUCGGAAAAAAUUAAACGGGAUGGACGGAAUAUAACCGUAGUGUAAUGAAACCAAUAUUGAGAGAAGUAACCAGCUAUAGGUUGGCUAUCUUUUAACAGCGUCGACUGUUUCGCAUAUCGUGACAAAGGACGCGAGUCGGCUUCAAUCUUGGAAAUUGAAGGUAAAGAGUAUUGGAACAAGAUAGAUACUGUGGGGCUGAGAUCAAGGCCUUAUUUUCAGUCUCUUUCUCAGUGGCGCUGGUUAGCUGUGGCUAGCUCUAUAUUCUCUAAAUCUGUACGAAUAGCAGGUGCAGUCCAUAAACUAAGGCUGCCAUACCUGAGUAACAUGCCAUUCAUGAAUGGUGGG